AGAUGCCGGAGCAAGAGGAAAGGAAAAAAAUCCCUUUGGUUCCAGAAAAUCUCCUGAAAAAGAGGAAGGCUUACCAAGCCCUCAAAGCCACCCAGGCAAAGCAAGCACUUUUGGCAAAGAAAGAGCAGAGGAAAGGAAAAGGGCCCAGGUUUAAGCUACUGAAAUCAUUUCUGCAUGAUUCCUGGCGGCAGCAACGUGACAGGGUGCGUCUCAGACGACUAGAAGUAAAACCUCAUGCCUUGGAAUUGCCAGAUAAACAUUCCUUGGCCUUUGUUGUACGCAUCCAAAGGAUUAAUGGGGUGAGUUCACUGGUGCAAAAGACCAUUGCAAGACUUCGCCUAAAGAAAAUUUUCAGUGGUGUCUUUGUUAGAGUCACGCCACAGAGCCUAAAAUUGCUGCGUAUGGUGGAACCUUAUGUGACCUGGGGAUUUCCAAAUCUGAAGUCCGUCCAUGAACUCAUCUUGAAACGUGGACAAGCCAAGGUCAAGAAUAAGACCAUCCCUCUGACAGAUAACACAGUGAUCGAAGAGCACCUGGGGAAGUUUGGUGUCAUUUGCUUGGAAGAUCUCAUCCAUGAAAUUGCCUUCCCGGGGAAGCAUUUCCAGGAGAUCUCAUGGUUCUUGCGUCCUUUCCAACUCUCAGUGGCCCAUCAUGCUACCAAGAAUAAAGUGGGCUUCCUCAAGGAGAUGAGCUCGCCUGGCUAUUGAGGUGAACACAUCAAUCAGCUCAUCCGCCAGCUGAACUAGACCCAGAAUAUCUGAAAGCACAGUGCAUUGGGAGCAUGUGUUUUUGGGUUUUGGAAUUAUCAAGUAUCUUCAGAGAAGAUUAUUUUCUGCUCUAUCUUCAAAAACGAAGGGAAGGGUCAGGGAAAAGACAGUCGGUUAUUCUCAUGGCAGGAACAUCUCAUCACAGUCCAGUUCCAAGGAAAAAUUCCAGUGUUUUCCACUUUGGCUGCUGCCACCUCUGAAAUCACAUGCCAGGGAGAAAGGAGUCCUGCUUUUGUCAGAUCUUCUAUCCUGCGGUUAAACAUUGGUGAAUGAAUGACUCAAGCAUGUGUAUGAGGAUCCCUAAGACUCCUGCAACAGUGGACCAAGCCCAGGGACAUACUUGAAUCUGGGUAUUCCCAGGGUUUUGUUUUGAAAAGACUUGAAAUACAAUUAGAAAGGAGAAAGCA
Molecule: messenger RNA, 1174 nt
Organism: Lemur catta (Ring-tailed lemur)
Lineage: Eukaryota; Metazoa; Chordata; Mammalia; Primates; Lemuridae
Product: 60S ribosomal protein L7-like 1
Exons: 1
Coding region: 3-707 (234 amino acids)
Biological process (GO): maturation of LSU-rRNA from tricistronic rRNA transcript (SSU-rRNA, 5.8S rRNA, LSU-rRNA)
Cellular component (GO): cytosolic large ribosomal subunit
Molecular function (GO): structural constituent of ribosome; RNA binding
Source: RefSeq, a predicted model, not a curated record